This is a messenger RNA of Paramecium octaurelia, 1895 nucleotides long. The record is from the annotation of a GenBank genome assembly. Lineage: Eukaryota; Ciliophora; Oligohymenophorea; Peniculida; Parameciidae.
AUGAAUUUUUUGAAUAACUUUGCUGAUGAUUCUAAUUUACAUCUGUUUUUUUCACAAGGAAUUCCGUAAGAUUGUUUGUCUUUUCAUUAUAAUUGUUUUUAAUAUCCGUUUACAAGAAAAAUUUAGCUUACAAUCAAUUUUACAAAGAAUCACAAAAUCUUUUAUAUAAUUGAUGGAGAAAUCAUAAGAAUGUAAAAAUAUUUUAAUAUUAGUGAUUCUAUUGAGAAUUUAUCCAUCAGACCAUAUAUAUUGACAAAUUUAGAUUAAAUCAAAUAUUUAAGUUGGAUUGGUGAAUAUGGAGAGAACAAAAAAAAGGUUGGAAGAUGGUUUGCUAAUUGGGAUGGAAUUUUGAUGGCUGAUGUUGGUGGAUAUUACUCUCAGGAGGGAAAAAAAAUUGGUUAGUGGAAAGAAAUUAAUGAUAAUUAUUCAAAGUAGUUAAAUAAUGAUCUUAAAAUUAGAAAUAUCUAAAUUUAUCAAAUUGGAUAGUAUAUUAAUGAUUAAAGAAGAGGAAUUUGGAGGAAUAUCUCUAAUGAAAAAGAUAUGUAUCAAUAAAAAAUUUUUAGAGGUGGAGGGUUUUAUGAUGAAUAAGGAUCUAAGCAUGGUCUAUGGAUAGAUGUGAGUGAUAGUUUUUGCAAGUAAUAAUUUAUUUAUAGAUUUUAAUAUAUUCAGGGAAAAUUAAUUAACUUAUUAAGGGGAAUAUAAUAAUGGUACAAAGGUAGGAAAAUGGAAAAUCUUAUUUAAUAAUUAAUAAAUGUAAAUGUAGUAUAUGUUCAUCUUAGUGGUGGUGGAUAUUUUAAUAACCAGGGUUAAAAAAUUGGUAAAUGGGUUGAUUUGAGUUCGGGAUAUUCUAUGUAUUUAGCAAGUUAUGAUAUUAGUGAAGCGUAAAUCAAAUUUGUUGGUGAAUAUUAAAAUGGUAAAAAAUAAGGGUUAUGGGAUGUUUUAGAGGAGAAUAUAUUUACGUAUAUAUUUAUCAUACAACUUUGAUCUAUUAGUGGAGGAGGAGUGCAAGAUGUAAAUGGCUUAAAAUCUAGAAAAUGGAUAGAAUUAAGUGAUAAUUCUAAUGAGUAAUAUAAAUCAUAUAAUUGAUAGCUAUAUUCAUAUCUUUUAUAUUGGAGAUUAUAUCAAUGGUAAAAAGUAUGGUAUGUGGGAAACUACCUACAGAUAUAAUAGGGAGAGCAAUUUAGAAAAGAUGUAACCUGCCUAUGAUAUAAAAGUUGUUCAGGAUAAUUUGACGAAUAAGGUUUAAAGAACGGAAAAUGGGUUGAAUUAAAUGAGAGUUAUAAUUAGUAAGUAUUUUCAUUAAUUUUAGUAAUUGUUAGGUUAUAUUAUAAGGAUAAUAUAAGCAUGGAAUAAAGAUAGAUAGAUGGAAUUUUAUGUAUAGACUUGAUGAUGACAGAGGCUUUACUUAUAUGUAAAUUUAAAUGUUAAGAAAAUUAGUGGUGAAGGAUUCUUUGACCUCGAAGGAUAGAGAUAGAAAUAAUGGAUUGAGUUAUGGGAUAAAUUUGAAGAGUAUUAAAAUAUUAAAUUAUAAUUUUAGUAAAAGUCAAGUGAUUUUUAAAGGAAUAUAUCAAAAUAAUAAAAAGUGUGGACAUUGGUAAACUAUGUUUAGAUGUUCGUGUUACGACAAUUUCGAAGUAGUGUAAUAAAUUGAUUCUGAUAAUAAAAUGAAUUAGUGGUGGAGGAUAGUAUGAUGAUGAUGGAUUAAAAUUGGGAUAAUGGAUUGAGCUGAGUGAAGACUUUACAAGGUAAUAUUUUAAGUGUUUUAUUUCAUCAGGGAUUUCUAAGUCAUGCAUAAGGGGGAAUAUAUUUUUGGUUAGAAAUGUGGUUGUUGGGCUACAAUGAAAAGGGAGAAGAAGAAUGAAAUAUUUAGAAUAAUUGAAAACAAAAAUAUAUGA